Molecule: messenger RNA, 1250 nt
Organism: Saccostrea cuccullata (small rock oyster)
Lineage: Eukaryota; Metazoa; Mollusca; Bivalvia; Ostreida; Ostreidae
Product: putative nuclease HARBI1
Exons: 4
Coding region: 1-1059 (352 amino acids)
Source: RefSeq, a predicted model, not a curated record
AUGGCCGCUCUUGUUGGGUUUUUGAGACGAACAAACCAUGAAAAUCGCCAAAGAAGACGUCUCCCUCGUCCUCGGGUGUUCAGAGAUAGGCUUGACCCCCUUGGUAUGCAUACAGAAGAAGAAUUAUUUGAGAGGUAUCGGUUUAGACGACCUACUAUCAUAUUUAUCCAUAAUCUGGUGAAUGGGAUCGUAGAGCAUCACACCAAGAGGUCUUUGGCACUUCCAGGGAUACUCCAGCUUCUAAUUUUCCUCCGGUUCGUGGCCACGGGUGCUUUUCAUCAAGUUGUAGGCGACACCGUCCAUGUGUCGAAAUCCACUGCGGGGCGAUGCAUAAGGAGAGUAGCCUCAGCACUUCUGUCCAUUGCUGCAGCUUUUAUCAGUUUCCCCACAGGACAAGAUGCUACCAAUGUCAAAAGAAAAUUCCAUGCUAUCGCAGGGUUCCCUGGUGUGUUGGGGUGUGUUGAUGGUACUUUUAUUCGCAUCCAAACUCCUACUGAAAAUGAGCCCGAUUACAUCAACAGAAAAGGAUAUCAUUCUUUAAAUGUCAUGAUGACCUGUGAUGCCAACUUCAUUAUAACAAACUGUGUUGCAAAAUGGCCAGGAUCCUGCCAUGAUUCAAGAGUCUUUCGAGAAAGUGUUCUCUGUCAGCAGUUUGAGAAUGGUCAGCAUAAUGGUAUACUUUUGGGGGACUCCGGGUACCCCUGCCGGACAUACCUUAUGACGCCUUAUAACAAUACCAAUGAUGUCAGAUACAGAGAGCGUUACAACAGUGCAUUGUGCAGAACAAGAGUCAUUAUAGAGCAAACUUUUGGUAUAUUGAAAAGAAGAUUCCCUUGCCUGUCCGUUACCCUGAGAACAAACCCAGAUAGAGCCUGUCAAUACGUGGUUGCAUGUGUUGUUCUACACAACAUAGGGAUCAUGAGGCAAGACAUUGUGUCUGUCGACCCAGCUGACCUCACCAUAGCCGGCCCAGAUGUAGACAACAUUAUGAUUAACCAAGGUAACAACAAUGGCUUUGGAUUCAGGGAGAUAAUUGCCAGACAGUGUUUUGAUCAUUGACAUUUCAGGCCUUGCUCUUGUUAAGUUAUGAGAAACCAGUGCAAAAUUUUUAACUUUUUCAAUUCUUACAUAAUUUAUGCAACCAUCAAUACAAAACAUCAGUGUAAUUUAUGGAUUUAGAUUACUGUUUGAAAUUUCAAUAUUUUUCUCCAGUAUCAGUUAAAUCAUCUGCAUGCACCUGUAAAUGCACU